UUGGCCCAUUGAGGGAGGUAUAAAAGCAACGGUUUUGGGGCGGAAUAACCAUCAGUUCUGGGUUUUACUACAUAAUGCAGACAUUCCUGAUUUUGGCACUCUUUGCUGCAGCCGUUUCGGCUCUUCCCCUGGAGGAAUCUGAGCGCGUCCAUGGCGAGAACGGCUGGUACGUUCCCCAGGAGGAUGGCUCCUCCCAGUGGGUGGACAUGGACGUGGCCGAGCAGUGGAUGGAGGCCCAGGAGCAGCUGGAGAGCCGUGGCCUGACCACCGUUCCCGUCAAGUUCUACCUGUACACCUCUUCCAACCCCACCAAGGGCACCAAGAUCACCGCCACCACGAACUCCAUUGACAACUCCAACUACAACUCCUGGAACCCCACUCGCUUCGUGAUCCAUGGCUGGACGCAGAGCUACAGCGCCAGCAUGAACAAGGAAAUCACCAGUGCUUGGUUGUCCAAGGGAGACUACAACGUGAUCGUCGUCGACUGGGCUCGUGCUCGUUCCGUGGACUACGCCACCUCGGUGAUGGCUGUCAGUUCCACCGGAAAGAAGGUUGCCAACAUGAUCAACUUCCUGAAGGACAACUACGGCCUGAACCUGAACGACCUAUAUGUGAUUGGUCACAGCUUGGGCGCCCAUGUGGCUGGAUACGCUGGUAAGAACACCAACGGUCAGGUGCACACCAUUGUGGGUCUGGACCCCGCCCUGCCCCUCUUCAGCUGGAACAAGCCCAACAAGCGUCUGAAUUCCGGCGAUGCCUGGUAUGUGGAGUCCAUCCAGACCAACGGAGGAACCCUGGGAUUCCUGAAGCCCAUCGGCAAGGGAGCCUUCUACCCCAACGGCGGACAAAGCCAGCCCGGCUGCGGAUGGGACUUGACCGGUGCCUGCUCCCACGGACGCUCCACCACCUACUACGCGGAGGCCGUCUCCGAGGAUAACUUCGGAACCGUGAAGUGCGGCGACUACGAGGCUGCCGUCAACAAUCAGUGCGGAAGCACCUACAGCAGCGUUCGCAUGGGAGCCGACACCAAUGCCUACAUGGUCGAGGGUGACUACUAUGUGCCCGUGAACAGCAAUGCGCCUUUCGGCAUGAUUAACUAAAAGCAAUGGAAUAAAGUUAAGGUCAAUGGAA
Drosophila takahashii is the source of this 1131-nucleotide messenger RNA. RefSeq names its product phospholipase A1-like. NCBI's taxonomy places the organism in Eukaryota, Metazoa, Arthropoda, Insecta, Diptera, Drosophilidae. Gene Ontology annotation, biological process: lipid catabolic process. The record is from RefSeq and is a predicted model, not a curated record. Gene Ontology annotation, molecular function: lipase activity.